This is a messenger RNA of Ziziphus jujuba (common jujube), 1036 nucleotides long. Its product is annotated as lactoylglutathione lyase. The record is from RefSeq and is a predicted model, not a curated record. The transcript has 9 exons. Gene Ontology annotation, molecular function: metal ion binding; lactoylglutathione lyase activity. The coding region runs from base 32 to 745 and encodes 237 amino acids. Lineage: Eukaryota; Viridiplantae; Streptophyta; Magnoliopsida; Rosales; Rhamnaceae.
UAUCGUUAUUCAAAUUUUUCUUUUUGAUUCCAUGGCUAGCUCUUUGAUUACCAGCACCUUAUCACGCUCUCUCUUCCGCUUCACCACCAAACCCUCUCCAUUACUAUCUUCUUCUUCUUCUUAUUCAAUCCCAUUCUUUCCCUCAAACACCAAAACCAAGGAGCUGAAUCGCUGCCGGUUGUUAUCAAUGGCCUUUGCACACAAAGAAUCGCUGGAAAACAAUCCAGGCCUUCAGGCAACACCUGAUGAAGCCACUAAGGGUUAUUUCUUGCAACAAACUAUGUUUCGAAUUAAGGAUCCUAAAGUCAGUCUAGAUUUUUAUUCUCGUGUGUUGGGGAUGUCGUUACUUAAGAGGCUGGAUUUUCCAGAAAUGAAGUUUAGUUUGUACUUUUUGGGCUAUGAGGACACAGCAUCAGCUCCACCUAACAUUGUUCAUAGAACAGUUUGGACUUUUGGUCAGAAAGCUACUUUGGAGUUAACACAUAACUGGGGUACUGAAAGCGAUCCAGAAUUUAAAGGAUAUCACAAUGGGAAUUCAGAACCUCGUGGUUUUGGACAUAUUGGUGUCACAGUUGAUGACACAUACAAGGCAUGUGAGAGAUUUGAAUGUCUUGGUGUGGAAUUUGCUAAAAAACCAGAUGAUGGAAAAAUGAAAGGGAUAGCAUUUAUCAAGGAUCCUGAUGGUUAUUGGAUUGAGAUCUUUGACCUUAAACUUAUUGGACAAGUUACUUCUGAUGCUGCUUGAGAUUAUACCAUCCUUUCUUGUGGAAAAAUGUGAUGGCCUUCAUAGACAAAAUCAAGCUUCAUCUGUUAUCCUGAUACUGCUCUGGUCAUUAAGAUUUCAUUGUUUGCUUCUUCUUCUUCUUCUUUUUUUUUUUUUUGGUUUGAAUGCAUGUUUCUUAACUUGCUUUUGCAGACAAUAUAUAUUAUGAGAACUGUUCUGUUGUGCCUGAUAUUCGGUAGGAACUGGAACCAACACAGAAUGUCAUUGAAUCUUUAUGUGAAUGGAUUGAGGUUUCCGUGCGCAGUUAUUAUA